This is a messenger RNA of Oncorhynchus gorbuscha (pink salmon), 4720 nucleotides long. RefSeq names its product adenylate cyclase type 3-like. The transcript has 20 exons. NCBI's taxonomy places the organism in Eukaryota, Metazoa, Chordata, Actinopteri, Salmoniformes, Salmonidae. The record is from RefSeq and is a predicted model, not a curated record. Bases 880 to 4200 code for a protein of 1106 amino acids. Gene Ontology annotation, cellular component: plasma membrane. Gene Ontology annotation, biological process: cAMP biosynthetic process; intracellular signal transduction; adenylate cyclase-activating G protein-coupled receptor signaling pathway. Gene Ontology annotation, molecular function: adenylate cyclase activity.
ACAACUAUUUGAGUUAAACAAACCUGUUGUCAAGUUUUUAAAUACCACAUUUGCACUAAGAUUGUAAUUGUUUUAGAUGAUAUUGAAUAUAUUGCGUUUGAUCUAUUUCAAAUGGAUAUGUCUAAUGCUUUUAGAUGACUUUGGCCUACUUUAGAAUGAAUGAAUAAUGAUAUUUUGUAUUUGACAUAUUUCAAAGUAUUACCAUUAUUUUGUUUUCAUACUGUAGAGUUGGAUAUGAUGUGUCAGCGUUAUGCGUAAUUGGAUAACUAUCGGUUGUUAUCUAUCCAAGGCAAAGUGAAUCAAGACAAGAAACAAAUUAUGUCUUUUUGAGAUCACCGAGUAUCAGUCUAUAUAAAAGGAAAACAAAUAUGAUUGUAUUGUCUGCUGCUCUACACUUGUGAGAUUGCGAGUUUUGCCAUGGAAACGGUGGACAGUGGCGCAGAGAUAGUGACUGUGUGAUCUGGUAGGCGAGGGAGAAAUCUUCAAGCAUCGCGAAUGUUAUUAUUUUACAGAGCUGACAUAAUCUUGAAUCGGAAAACAUAGACAUAUUUUUUUCACAACGGUAAGGGGAGGUUAUGUCAAACUUGGUGGUGUUAGUCAGACCAAGUCUUCACACGAUAUGUUGGACGUCGUUAAAAUGAGGGUCUGAUGCGAUUCACGGGAGACACUUUUAGUUAGCCUACUGUGGUUAGGCUAUGUCAUCACGUCAUUAAUUCCCCUGAAAAGCAAUGACAGGGUUUUCCUUUCGUGACAUCUCACUGAAUAUCUGAAGCUAAACAUCCCUGUCUGCUUGCGCACUCAAGGAUCUAGUGCGCUUUGGAGAAACAUAGGAUUACGGAUUACCUUCACUGAGACUGGAACUUUUACUCAGGCUCCAAUAUGUCUCUAAACCGGGUUUACACGGACACGGAGCAGUCUGCAGAGGAUACUGGAGAAUGUUCGGCCACAGUCUCAUCGGACAACGGGCACGGGGCAGGUCGUACGCACGAGGUGACCGUGCGCAACACCGGCUGCUGCGUGUGCUUGCCGCGCAUCAUGCGCCUCACCUUUGCGCCCGAGUCCCUCGAGCAGCUCUACCAGGUCUACUUCCGACGACAGCGACAGGAGACUCUUCUCGUGCUGGUGGUGUUUGCGGCGCUUUUCAACUGCUAUGUCAUUGUCAUGUGCGCAGUGGUGUACACGACAGACAAACGUGCAAUGAUCGUGGUCGCAGCAGUUGGACUUGCUGCGGAUAUUGUACUCUACACGCUUUGCCGACUGCGCAAACUCCCCGCGACGCUUGUUGUGCGCGGUGCGAUACCAUACAUACUCUGGUUGAUGAUUGCCGUGCACGUGCUGUGCUACCUGGGGCUGAACUACCAGCUUUUCCCCCAAGCCAGUGACACAGCGGGCUGGCAGGUUUUCUUCAGCUUCUCCUGCUUCCUGACACUGCCCCUGACCCUGGUCCCUCUCCUACUGCUCACAGCUCUGUCCUGUGGGAUCCAUACCCUGGUGCUGGGGGUCACUAUCGCCCAAAGGCACCAGGACAGCCUGCAGGGAACCAUACUGCUCAGACAGCUCCUGGCUAACUGGGUGUUGUACCUUUGUGCGGUCACUGUGGGCGUGAUAUCAUACUACAUGGCCGACAGGAAGUACCGAACGGCCUUCCUGGAGGCGCGCCAGUCCCUGGAGGUCAAACUCACCCUGGAGGAGCAGAGCACCCAGCAGGAGGAGUUGUUGCUGUCCAUCCUGCCCAAACACAUAGCAGAAGAGAUGCUGGAGGGCAUGAAGAAACAGGCUAACCAGAACGAAGUGCAGCAGUUCAACACCAUGUACAUGUACCGUCAUGAGAACGUCAGUAUCCUAUUUGCUGAUAUAGUUGGUUUUACGCAGCUCUCCUCAGCGUGUAGUGCACAAGAGCUGGUCAAGCUGCUCAACGAACUGUUCGCCCGCUUUGACAAGCUAGCUGCUCAACACCACCAGUUGCGUAUCAAGAUCCUGGGAGACUGUUACUACUGUAUCUGUGGCCUGCCUGAUUACCGUGAUGACCACGCAGCCUGUUCCAUCAUGAUGGGCCUGGCCAUGGUGGAGGCCAUCUCGUAUGUGCGUGAGAAGACUAAGACAGAGGUUGACAUGCGUGUGGGGGUGCACACAGGCACUGUGUUGGGAGGGGUGCUGGGACAGAGGAGGUGGCAGUUUGAUGUCUGGUCCACUGAUGUCACUGUGGCCAACAAGAUGGAGUCAGGAGGGAUACCUGGGCGUGUCCACAUCUCCCAGAGCACCAUGGAGUGUCUGCAUGGAGAGUUUGACCUGGAGCCAGGAAACGGAGGGGAGAGGUGUGAGUACCUGCUGGAGAAAGGCAUAGAUACCUACCUGGUGGUGUUCUCCAAGGAAACCACCCAGGUCAACGGACUCAACAGGGUAAAUAGAAUCUCUCCCCAGUUGAUUAACACCACAGAGACCAAUGGGAGUGUCGGUUCUGUCCGGGGCACGCCCACAGAGCGCAAACAGGAAGCAAAAACACAGGUGACGAGCCCUCGGCGUCAAAUAAAAAAGAAAGUAGAUGCCAGGGAGAGUGAACAGGAGCUGAACAGACUACUGCACCUGGAGCUGCUGGAGAGAGAGAACGAAGAGACUGCGAAGGAGCGUCGGACCAACCCUGUGUCCCUGCAGUUUGUGGAUGGGGAGUUGGAGGAGCGUUACUCUGCAGAGAAGGAAAGACAGAGUGGUGUAGCUUUCUGCUGCAGCUGCCUGGUCCUCUUUUUCUCUGCAGGCAUGGAGGUCCUCAUAGACCCAAUGCUGGUAGUGAACUAUGUGACCCUGGCGAUUGGAGAGGGAUUGCUGCUCAUUCUCACUAUCUGCUCCAUGGCUGCCGUCUUCCCUCGUAUGUUCUCGAAGAGGCUCGUGUCGUUCUCGAUGUGGAUCGAUCGAACCCGUUGGGCACGGAACACCUGGGCCAUGGCAGCCAUCUUUGUUUUAACCAUGGCUGAGAUUGCCGAUAUGCUGAGCUGUGUCCAGCCUCCCUUCCUGUUCCUCAACAUCAGUGCUGGCCUCAGCAGGGAGUCGCUAGGUGACGGAGGUUGUGCAGAAAACCCUAAACACUACAGCUAUAUGGCGGUGCUGUCGCUUGUGGCGACCACCAUGCUGGUGCAGGUGAGCCACCUGGUCAAGCUGGGGCUCAUGCUGCUGGUCAUUGUGGCAACGGGCGCCGUCAACAUCUACAGCUGGAGGGAUAUCUACGACCUGUAUGACUUCAUACGAUUCACCAGCUACAGGAUGUCUAUAGUCCCUUCCAAGUACCUUAUGACAGUGAUGAUCAUGAUCAUGAUGAUCUGCUUCUACUACUUUGCCAGACAUGUGGAGAGGCAGUCGCGGAAGCUUUUCCUGUGGAAGAUUGAGGUGCAUGACCAGAAGGAGAGGGUGUUUGAGAUGAGGCGCUGGAAUGAAGCGCUGGUCACCAACAUGCUGCCUGAACAUGUAGCCAAACACUUCCUUGGUUCUAAGAAGAGAGACGAGGAGCUGUACAGCCAGUCAUACGAUGAGAUAGGAGUGAUGUUUGCCUCCAUCCCCAACUUCUCAGACUUCUACACAGAGGAGGGCAUCAACAAUGGGGGCAUAGAGUGUCUGAGGAUCCUCAAUGAGAUUAUCUCUGACUUUGACAGUCUGUUGGACAGGAAUGAGUUCCGCUUCAUCACUAAGAUUAAGACUAUAGGAAGCACCUACAUGGCUGCGUCUGGAGUCACACCCGAGAGCAACACCAACGGAUACUGCAACCGCCCGAUAGAGGAACAGUCAUUGUUAGAACGUUGGCAGCACUUAGCUGACCUGGCAGACUUUGCUCUGGCCAUGAAGGUCACUCUCACCAAACUCAACGACCAGUCCUUCAACAACUUCAUGCUACGCAUCGGUCUGAAUAAGGGCUCGGUUUUGGCUGGAGUGAUUGGUGCUCGUAAACCUCAUUAUGACAUCUGGGGCAACACAGUCAACGUAGCCAGCAGAAUGGAGUCUACAGGGGUGAUGGGCAACAUCCAGGUGGUGGAGGACUGUUAUGACAUCCUAAAGGAGUACGGAUUCCGCUUCGUCAGGAGAGGCCCCAUCUUUGUCAAGGGGAAGGGGGAGCUACUAACCUUCUUCAUGAAAGGGAAAGACAAAACUAGUAACAACGGCACUGGUCCCACCACUACUACUACCCUUCCUCACCAAGUAGUGGACCAUUCCUGAUCCUGACCCACACCUGCUGAAACAACAGACAGUAGAGAAUACACACGGAUUCAUCAUUCUUAUGUAACAUCCUAUAGAAAUGCUAUGACAGAUCAAACUUAAAAAUCAUAGACAAGUGUACAGUUAAUGCAUAGGCAAGCAUACUGUUUCGAAACAGGCUAAGAAAACAAAAACACACUCAAUUCUGUACUAGCCGCUUCUGGAUUCUAUGGUAACUGAUAGUUCAAGUGAAAAAUAUAAAAUCAUACCUUUUGAUGGGUGGGUACAUGUACAAAAUAUUUGUUUAUAUAUUUAGAUAUAGGCAACUACUUCAUAGAACAACAUAUCACUACACCCUAAGUCCAUAUUGACAUCAACUAAACUCACUAGUGUGACAGUUUGCCUUCAGUAUGAUGAUCCUCUAUGUUCUUUUAUUGUUUUUAAACAGUUUAAACAGUCAAGCUCGGGUUUUGUAAGAUAAUGACGCUUGAUAGAUUUUGUAUUUAUAAAGUGUUGAUAAAAAAUGUUUUCAUUCACUUUU